UCCACCAUUCCUAGAUUAGAUAAUCGAAAAUGGACUAGAUUAAAUGGGAUUUUGAUAUAUAUAUUUUUGUUUCUUUUCAAUUAUUUUCUUGAAUAAUCGUACGUAAGAUUUACAAAACAAUCGAUUAUUUACACUGGAAGGAGAAAGAGGGCCGUCAUCACUCCCAGUCCUGCAAUUCUCCAAAACCCAGAUUUUGCUCGAGGAUGUGAUCUGAAAUUGGUCAACGGAUCCUCAUGUCUCUAUCCUUUUAGCCUGCGAGACCUUGUUCGAGAUAGUGGAAUGGAAAAGAAAAAAAUUGAUGACUACGAGCCAGGUCCAGUUCCCUUGCCAAGACCGUUGGACAGAUUUGGGUUUGUAAAGCAGGAACUUAAUAAUUCUCCUGAUGGUUUAACAAAAGGCAGGCCAGCUUAUGAAUAUGAGAGGGAAGAAAGAAGGGUUAGAAAAUGGAGGAAAAUGAUUGGGGUUGGAGGGAGUGAUUGGAAGCAUUAUGUCAGGAGAAAACCUCAUGUUGUUAAAAGGCGAAUAAGGAAAGGUAUUCCUGAUUGUUUAAGAGGUCUUGUUUGGCAAUUGAUCUCUGGAAGUCGGGACCUUUUGCUGAUGAACCCUGGGGUUUAUGAGCAACUAGUUAUAUAUGAGACAUCAGCUUCAGAACUAGAUAUAAUACGAGACAUUUCGCGUACAUUUCCUUCACAUGUUUUCUUCCAGCAGAGACAUGGACCUGGUCAAAGGUCCCUUUACAAUGUUUUGAAGGCAUACUCUGUCUUUGACAGAGAUGUUGGAUAUGUUCAGGGAAUGGGUUUUUUAGCUGGUCUAUUGCUUCUUUAUAUGAGUGAAGAGGAUGCGUUUUGGUUAUUGGUAGCAUUACUGAAAGGAGCUGUCCAUGCCCCAAUGGAAGGAUUAUAUCUGGUGGGGCUGCCUUUGGUACAACAGUACUUUUUUCAGUUUGAUCACUUGAUGAGAGAGCAUUUACCAAAGCUGGGGGAGCAUUUUUCUCAAGAAAUGAUAAAUCCUAGCAUGUAUGCAAGUCAGUGGUUCAUAACCGUUUUCUCAUACUCUUUUCCAUUCCAUUUGGCUCUUCGAAUUUGGGAUGUUUUUCUUAGUGAGGGUGUUAAAAUUGUUUUUAAGGUUGGUUUGGCCCUAUUAAAAUAUUGUGCUGAUGACUUGAUAAAAUUACCUUUCGAGAAACUCAUACAUGCUUUGCGUAACUUCCCUGAGGAUGCAAUGGAUCCAGAUACGUUAUUACCAAUGGCCUACUCAAUUAAGGUAUCUAAGCGUUUGGAGGAACUGAAGCUGGAGUAUGAGAAGAAGAAUGGAGAGCCAGUUCAAUCAGCAGAAUUUAACGGAAAGCAGAAAUUGUGACAAUGAAAGGUUCUCUCAUCCAAGAGGAGCUAAGCCUUAAAUUCCUGUUCUUUUGUUCUUUGUUUUAGUGGUGUAAUUGUAUGAGGAAACACGUGUAUAUAUCAGACAGACAGUGUUAUCAUGCGACUGUUCAUAACUCUGCUUGCUCCAGUCGUUGCUUAAACUAUCUAUGAAACCACAGUUUAAUUUA
Alnus glutinosa is the source of this 1549-nucleotide messenger RNA. RefSeq lists its product as uncharacterized. The transcript has 9 exons. The record is from RefSeq and is a predicted model, not a curated record. Bases 280 to 1359 code for a protein of 359 amino acids. Lineage: Eukaryota; Viridiplantae; Streptophyta; Magnoliopsida; Fagales; Betulaceae.